Messenger RNA from Peronospora belbahrii, 3084 nucleotides. The record is from the annotation of a GenBank genome assembly. Lineage: Eukaryota; Oomycota; Peronosporomycetes; Peronosporales; Peronosporaceae.
AUGUCUUCAAACCCAAGUGCUCGACUAAAUGGUAUUUUUCAAGACACUUCAACCUCUGGUGGUGGAGGGAACGACGUAUUAAGAUACACAGCACCACGAGAGCCUUCUCAGCAGCAGCAGCAAACAGUGGCCCCUACGGCUUCAUCUACAUCUUCCUCGGUCGUGUAUUCGACCAUGGUCUCUCUGUAUCAAUACGAUGCAACAGCUCGUAAAUACGUACAGCUAGGAGGCACAACAGCUGGUAGUAAAGCAGCAGUAGGUUGUGUUAUUGUUGGCAGUGAGACGUCGUACAAUUUGCUAUUUUAUAACGCUGCCAAGCAGCAUUUGUGUGCGAUUCCGAUCAAAUUCGGGACGUUUAAACCCACACUUCAAGCUAAAAGUUAUGUGAACUUUUAUGAUGAGCAAGGUAAUAAUUGGUCGAUCAAGUUUCUAAGUGAUGAUCAAGUAGCUGAGUUCAUGCGUCAAGUAUUUCUAGCCAAGAUACAUGUUGAGAUUUGGGGUAGCGAGAAGACAGUGACCAAGACAAACCCGAGUGCUUUGAUACAAGAUGAUUUAGUGUUUGUUAAUCCUGAGAUUCAACAAGUGACGAGGAAUGACAUUGUCGCGGUUGCAUUCCGUGCGUGGCGAGUUGUAGGCAAUGCCAAUUCGGCACCAGGAGAUGUGAUGACAAAGUACGCACCUUUUGAAAAGGCUAGUGAAAGUGAUUUCCGCAAAAUUCGACUUGGAGAAAGCAGUGAACGCAUUAAGGCGUUAGAAGAGGGUAUCAUGGGCAUGAAGAAAGGCGGGAAACGAAUUGUGUUGGCCCCGCCGGGUAAAACAAAUGGACAGGACUGGUAUCUGCUGGAGAUCGAAUUGAUAAAAACCAAAACGGGAAACAAAGCAAGUCAACAAAAACCUGUGCUGGCUAUGAAUACUUCAGCAGCAUCAGAAGAAGCACCUAAAGUAUCCUCUGAUAGGAAGGCAUCACGACGACGUUCGAGUCCAAAUGCUACCACCGCGGCGGCAACAUCAUCGCGUUCAAACGCGACGCGCGGUCAGUACGAUCGGAAUGAUACAGCGAGGACUGGAGAUCUUGUGCCGUAUGAUGAAGACGUGAAUAGCAUUGCUGCAAAAAAUGAAAUGGAGCUUAAGGAGCUGCGUAUGCUACAACGCGAGCAACAGCUGGAGCUUCAGGCGCAAGCGCUUGAACGGGAACGAAUGAAUGUUGCUGGAAGCGGCUUCGGGUCUAUGGGCAUUAGCUUGGGUGGUGGCUUCAACAGCAGCUUUUCAAACUCAUCGGCAUUGUUCAAUAAUAAUGCGCUAGGUGGAGGGCGUCCGGUCGACAUGAUGUUAUCGGAAUUGAACGCCAAAGUGGAUUACCUCAUCCGCAUGGCACCAGCCGUGUCUCCUAACUCUGCGUCUAGCAUCGGUGCAGGUCCCAGUGAUGUUGCUGCUGUUAUUCGUGGUGUGGAAAGACUCGCAAGCGAAAACGAUCGACUGUUGACUCAGAUAAAUUCGCAACAUCAGCAACAAUCAUCGUACGAAAGACGUUGUGAGGAGUUGUUGGAGCAAAAUAGACGUCUACAAGAGGAGAAGCGCAUACUGCAGGAACGUUAUCAGUCUGCUGCAAGCUCUCAGCUGAAUGCAAACUCGGAGCUAAGUUCUCUUGCAAGUGCAAGGGAUGCUGCAGUUACGCAAACAAACCGUUUGCAUGCCGAGUACCAGCAAUUACUGACGGCCUACUACCAGCUACAGCAGCAACAAGGGUUUAGUAAUGAAACAGAAGAACACAAGCAGGCCUUAAGUUUUGAACGUGAAGCCCGGUCACGAGCUGAGAAACAGCUCGCUAAGGAAACACAAGCUCGGUCCUUGGCGGAGCAGGAGCUGGUGCUUACGAAAAAACAGCACGACGUGACUUUGCAAGUGAAAACUUCAGAACUUGCUACUGCAACGGUUCAAUUGGAGCAGCAUGUAGGUUCUCUUCAGGCGCAACUACAGAAGGUGAAUGACGAAAAAAUGCGAUUACAAACUCAUGCGGAAGAACAGGUGCAGCAUCUAUUAGCGCAGAGCGAAAUUAAGGAGCGAGACGCAAAGCAACAGCUGGAACAAGCUACACAGCAGCUUGCUCAACUGCAGCGGGUGAACCACGAAUUAACUGGUAAACUGGAUGUGUAUUUGGCGCGAGUUCAUGAAUUGGAGACAGAUCUUGAGUCCACUGCAGCAACCCCGGAUGCUCGAAAUACUGAAGCAGAAAGCAUAUUGGCGGCUGAAGAGAAGCGUCUUUUUGUUGAACAGAUAGAUCUAUUGCAGCAAAAGGUUAAAGACCUGGAAGAGGAGAAGUAUGAGCGAGUGCAGCAAAUACUGGAGUCUGGUCGCAUGUCAGCGUCGGGAUCUACUCUUGAGAAUGGCUUUGAGGGUUUUGAGGAUUAUGCGUCAGUGAAGGAGCAUGAGCAGGCAGCAGCGCGUGCUCUUGCCGCUGCAGAGGCACUCAAGCGUGAGGCACAGGAUAUGCUAGCUGUAGCCACGCAUUCUGGAGGUGCCGAGGAGCGGGAGAGGUUGGUGUCUCUUUUUAAGGAGUCUGUGAAUGAGAUGUUCUUCCGCUUUCAGGACUUGUUUGAAGAAGAGACGGCCGUGGAUGGCAAACAAGUGCUCACGGCUAUUAGAAAGGUGUUGAAGUCAAGCACAAAGACAAUCAUUCAGCAGCUACAGGUCCCUGCACCUUUGCAGAAUAUCGAGAAUCCUGUGGAGAGCGAUGGCAACGUGAGCGAUGGUCCUCCGUCACCUCCUUUGCAAGAUGCUUCGGUCGUUCAGGCUGGGACAGCCAUCAAGACCGAGACGAUUGCUGUUGAGGCAGUGGUAGAUUCUACAAAGAAAGAAGAGCAUGUGGACUCUGAGCAUGAUACCGAUGAAAACUUACCGUCUGUCAGUGCUACUGCUACUGCUGAAGGAGGGGAGAGACCAAGUGUAUCUUUUGCAGCAGCAAGUGCAGUGGAGGGUCCGAGUCCCACAUUAACCGAAGCUCCAGUCUUUACUACAGCAGCUCUUGUUGAUUCCAAUCAAGUGCAGUCUCCAUCAAGCAAUGAAAUUGACAGCAAGACUGACUGA